Molecule: messenger RNA, 952 nt
Organism: Homalodisca vitripennis (glassy-winged sharpshooter)
Lineage: Eukaryota; Metazoa; Arthropoda; Insecta; Hemiptera; Cicadellidae
Exons: 7
Coding region: 168-620 (150 amino acids)
Source: RefSeq, a predicted model, not a curated record
GCUAUCAGCUGUUUUGUUGAAAUUGUGAAGGAAAUGUUGUAUAACAAGGAUAUCAACAUCAAAGUUGUCAACUCCAGUCCUUCAGUUACUUCUGAUAAGAGUUCUAGCUUUCAGCAGGUUAAGGAGUGCCGAAUACAACACUGAGCCUGGAGCAUUGAGUCUUCAAGAUGGCAACUAGCAGUAUACCAAUUCUGAAGGAAUGUUGUUGUGGGUGUUCCCUAAAAACUGGGUCAAUGAUCAUUGGUUUCAUCACUCUCGUACUUGCCAGUGUCUUGACCUUCAUAGCAGCAUCAGCCCUUGUACACCAUGACUAUGUUAUCCUGGUGCAAGACUCUUCUCUUGAUACUAUUAUGGAAGUCGCUCUUUUAGUAGUUCGAGCUUUACAGGCAGCUUUCAGUCUCUUGCUCAUCAUUGCUACACAUAGAGAACAAGCUGUAAUGAUCCUACCAUGGCUGGUGAUCUCUCUGAUAGCAAUUUUAUUGGAAGGAACUUCACUUGGCAUAAUGCUUAGUCACCUAGCUGUAGGAGAAAUCAAUUCCAGAAUCUUCAGUAUGGCUACUCAUGUUUACAGAAGAAUCUGGAAUUAUGAAGAUAUUUUUGACUGGCUAGAUUUUUAUUAACUUUUAUUUUAAACCUGUGACUGGAUAUUUUAUAUUUGUGGUGUUCAGCUACUUCAGAGAAAUAAGAAAUAAGUCAUUAAUGACUACAAUGAAGGUCUGAAAAACUUCACACGGAUUCUGAUUUGUAAUAUUUAUUAUAAUUAUAGCCGUGUUCAAACUUGUGAUUUGCUUGUGCAUAAUAAUUUAUAUUUAUAUUAUUAUUUUACGCUAUAUAUAUUUCCUUCACUUUUGAACUAGAAUAGUAAUAAUAUUUUUCACAAUUUGUAUAUAUAUAUAUAUAAAUGUUUGUAUUUUUGCACUGUACAGUAGCAUAACUUUUUAAAUAUUUGUCA